Molecule: messenger RNA, 1414 nt
Organism: Telopea speciosissima
Lineage: Eukaryota; Viridiplantae; Streptophyta; Magnoliopsida; Proteales; Proteaceae
Product: U-box domain-containing protein 21-like
Exons: 1
Coding region: 23-1360 (445 amino acids)
Biological process (GO): protein ubiquitination
Molecular function (GO): ubiquitin protein ligase activity
Source: RefSeq, a predicted model, not a curated record
UCAUCAACUCAUCCAAAAAACCAUGAUUUCCACAUGGAGAAGGCGAAAAGCCGGCAAGAAUCACCGGCCCUCCGACUUAGAAGUCACCAUCCCUACCCACUUCAGGUGUCCAAUUUCACUAGACCUAAUGAAAGACCCCGUCACAUUAUCCACCGGAAUCACCUAUGAUCGCGAAAAUAUCGAAGCUUGGAUCGAUGCCGGCAAUUACACUUGCCCCGUUACGAGUCAAGCCUUGAGAAGUGUCGAACUGAUCCCGAAUCACGCCAUAAGAAAGAUGAUACAAGAUUGGUGUGUCGAAAAUCGAUCUUAUGGCAUAGAAAGAAUUCCUACUCCUCGAGUUCCGGUGACCGCAAUCGAGGUCAUGGAGAUCCUAUCUGAUAUUAUGGAUGCUACAAGGCGUGAAGAUGAGUCCAAGUGCAAGGAUUUGGUGAUGAAUCUCCAGGUUAAGGGAAAAGAAAGUGAACGCAACAAGAAUUGUAUCAGAGCGAACGGCGCCGGAGGCACUUUGGCCGCUGUUUUCAAUGCAUUCGCGGUGGCGGUCUCAUCGGAGAAACACAUGGGGGUGUUGGAGGUAAUCUUGUCGGCAUUGACAUUAAUGUUUCCUCUGGAUGCAGAAGCUGGGUCUUCUUUAGGUUCACCGGAUUCUUUACGUUGCAUGGUUUGGUUCUUGAAAUCUGGAGAUCUAUCUGCGAGGAGAAACGCGGUUUUAGCUAUGAAAGAGAUUCUUUCUUUGGAUAAUGAGUAUGUUUGUGUCUUGGAAAGGAUUGAAGGAGGUAAAGAAGCAUUAUUGAAGCUAAUCAAAGUACCCAUUUGUCCAACUUCCACUAAUGCUUCUUUGAUGGUUAUUUACUACAUGGUAUCAUCAUCAUCAUCAUCAUCAUCAUCAUCACUUACUUUAACUGGUAUUGAUAAGAUCAGAUCAGAAUUUGCAGAUAUGGGUUUGGUUUCUUUAUUAGUUGAAGAGAUCCUUGUAGACUCAGAGAAGAGUUUGUGUGAGAAAGCUUUAGGUGUUUUGGAUGGGAUUUGUAACAGUGAAGAAGCAAGACAGAAAGCUUAUAAUCAUGCUUUAACAAUACCAGUUAUAGUAAAGAAGAUUCUGAGAGUAUCAGAUAUGGCAACUGAGUUCUCUGUUUCUAUUAUUUGGAAACUCUGUAAGAAUGAAAAGAGAGAUGAUGGAGGUGUUCUUGUUGAAGCUCUGCAAGUGGGUGCUUUCCAGAAACUUUUAUUGUUAUUACAGGUUGGUUGUGGUGAGAAGACAAAGGAGAAGGCAAGUGAGGUGUUGAAAUUGUUGAAUCUUAACAGAGACAAGUGUGAGUGUAUUGAUUCAAUGGACCUCAAGGAGAUCAAAAGGCCAUUUUGAAUUCAAAGAAAGAGAAUUAUAGUUACAAGUUUGAAGCAGUAGUAAUUAAGUCUA